Jaculus jaculus (lesser Egyptian jerboa) is the source of this 584-nucleotide messenger RNA. Its product is annotated as 60S ribosomal protein L32-like. The record is from RefSeq and is a predicted model, not a curated record. The coding region runs from base 1 to 519 and encodes 172 amino acids. Gene Ontology annotation, cellular component: ribosome; cytosolic large ribosomal subunit. The transcript has 2 exons. Gene Ontology annotation, biological process: translation. Lineage: Eukaryota; Metazoa; Chordata; Mammalia; Rodentia; Dipodidae. Gene Ontology annotation, molecular function: structural constituent of ribosome.
AUGAGCCUGGUGAUGAGUCUUGGGGUUGAUGGCGGGUCCGGAGACUGGAACAGCUCCUUUCCAUUGCCCUUUGCUACCCUCAAAGGUAGCUGCCAUCUUCUGCUCGGCAUCCUGGCUGCCCUCAGACCUCUGGUGAAGCCCAAGAUUGUCAAAAAGAGGACCAAGAAGUUCAUCCGGCACCAGUCAGACCGAUAUGUCAAAAGUAAGCGUAACUGGCGGAAACCCAGAGGUAUUGACAACGGGGUGCGGAGAAGAUUCAAAGGCCAAAUUUUGAUGCCCAACAUUGGUUAUGGGAGCAACAAGAAAACAAAGCACAUGCUGCCCAGUGGCUUCCGGAAGUUCCUGGUCCACAACGUCAAGGAGCUGGAAGUGCUCCUAAUGUGCAACAAAUCUUACUGUGCUGAGAUUGCUCACAACGUUUCUUCGAAGAACCGCAAAGCCAUUGUGGAAAGAGCGGCCCAGCUGGCUAUUAGAGUCACCAAUCCCAACGCCAGGCUGCACAGUGAAGAAAAUGAAUAAGCAGCUUAUCUACAUCUUAUCUUUGUACUUAAAUAAAACCAGGAAACAUGCUGUCUUUCCUAGUA